UUUUCUUCUUUUUUCUCGCGUUCUUCUCUCUCUUCUUUCUCAUCGCUAAACGGAGAAACCUAUGGCGAUUCGCCGUUUUGCCGUGAAAAUCACCCGAUUCACCUUGAAUCGUUGGAUUUUCCGGCUUAAACACGAAAUAUCAUCAGAUAUGAAAGAGAUUUGUCGAGGUUUCGGGUUCCAAUCGAGAUUUCCCUCGAUGUGACGAUUCGUUGCUCAAGGUCUUCUAGCUCCGUCUGCGAUAACGAUGGCGGAAGGUUCUUGUGAUGGGAUUAAGGGGACGACGAGGUCAACCGGCUGGCGUAUCGCACACACAGAAGGUUCGUCAUCUAAUCUUUGAUUAGGGUUUGUGAGGUUAGGGUUUGUUAGGAGAAUUGUAAUCUAGUGUGAGUGUUUACAAUUGUGAUUGGGUUUAAAAUUCUGAUCGAUUGUGAUUGGGUUUACAAAUCCGAAUGGAUUGAUAUCACGAUUUAGGCUAAAUCAAGAAAUUUGGUUGGGUUUGACUUUAAUUGUGGGUUUACUUAUGCGAUUCCUUCUCUGCACCUUUAACCAGACUGAGGAACCGUAUGUUAUUGUUUGUUGUCUGAUAAUUAGUCACAUGUGGUAUAGUCUGUUAGUGUUCAAAUUUGAUUAUAAUUAAGUGGUUUUCUGUUGUGUUUUGUUAAGGUCUCAUGAACCGUAUGUUGAUGUUUGAUGUCUGAUUAUUAGUAACUGGUUUUAAUUGUUUGUUGUGUUCAAGUUUGUUUAGAAUAAUGUGGUUUUAUGUUGUGCUGUGUUAAAGUCUAAUCAACCGUGUGUUGUGUUAUAGUCUAAUCAACCAUGUGUUGUGUGAUCAUUAGUUAUUAAGUCUCGUUUCUGUUGUGUUCAAGUUUGAUGUGUUGUUAUGUUCAAGUCUGAUGUGUUGUUGUGUUUUGCUGUGUUAAAGUCUAAUCAACCAUCAACUGGUUUUAUGUCCUGUUGUGUUCUAGUCUGAUGUGUUGUUGUGUUCAAGUCUGAUGUGUUGUUGUGUUCUGCUGUGUUAAAGUUUAAUCAACCGUGUGUUGUGUUAUAGUCUAAUCAACCGUGUGUUGUGUGAUUAUUAGUUAUUAAGUCUCGUUUCUGUUGUGUUAUGUUGUGUUCAAGUCUGAUGUGUUGUUGUGUUCAAGUCUGAUGCGUUGUUGUGUUCUGCUGUGUUAAAGUCUAAUCAACUAUCAACUGGUUUAAUGUCCUAUUGUGUUCUAGUCUGAUGAUGAACCGUGUUAACUGGUGUUACGUGGUUUUGUGCGAGGUGUGCAUGGAGUCGUGUAAGUGUACUACAGAGAAGUGUACCACAGAGAAGUGUGUAUGGGCAGAAGUCUUUGUUGGGUGUGUUACUCCAAAGUGAAGAAGAAAAAAGCCUGUGUAGAGAGAGAAGAAGAAGAAGAAGACGACGACGACGAAGUCAAGAGAGAGAGAGAAACAAUGGCGGAGGAGACGAUGGAGAACGAAGAGAGGGUGAAUCUGUUCGUCGGACAAGUUCCGAAGCAUAUGACGGAGGCUCAGCUCCUCACAUUGUUUCGGGAAUUCUCUAUCGUUGAUGAAGUCAACAUCAUUAAGGAGAAGACUACACAAGCUUCCCGAGGAUGUUGUUUUCUGACAUGUCCUUCAAGGGAAGAAGCAGACAAGGUGGUCAAUGGUUUUCAUAACAAGAAGACCUUGCCUGGGGCUUCUAGCCCGUUACAAGUCAAAUAUGCAGAUGGCGAGUUGGAAAGACUAGAGCACAAACUUUUUGUCGGUAUGCUUCCAAAGAAUGUAUCUGAAGCUGAAGUCCUAUCCUUAUUCUCUGUAUACGGAACCAUCAAGGAUCUACAGAUUCUAAGAGGGUCUAUACAAACUAGCAAGGGAUGUCUGUUUCUGAAGUAUGGGUCUCAACAACAAGCGGUCGCAGCUAUGGAAGCCCUCAACGGAAGACAUAUAAUGGAGGGUACAAAUGUUCCUUUGAUUGUCAAAUGGGCAGACACAGAAAAGGAAAGACAAUCCCGAAGACUUCAAAGAGUUCAAUCUCAUAUCUCCAGACUGGAUCCGCAAAACCCCUCCAUGUUUGGAGCAUUACCUAUGAGUUAUGUUCCUCCUUACAAUGGAUACGGCUAUCAUGUACCUGGAACUUAUGGUUACAUGCUACCACCUAUCCAUAGUCAACAUGCAUUUCACAAUGUAAUUUCACCGAACCAAGUUAACGGAGGAAGUGCAUUGCAGGGAACCGCUUUGACCGAGUCUGUCCCACCACGUUUAGCCCCCCGAAGAAACUUCCCAACGGCUCUCGGAAACUAUGGUUACAAUGGUCUACAGUAUCCUAUGGCAUUUCCUAGAGGGAUGAUACCUCCUCGCCUUCCUCUAACCACAGUUUCACCUGGAUUUUCUAAGAACGGCACAUCAAUACCGUCCUCGCUACAAACUGAAGGACCAGCAGGUGCAAAUCUAUUUAUUUAUAAUAUACCUCGGGAAUUCGGGGAUCAAGAACUCGCGGUUGCGUUUCAAUCUUUCGGUAAGGUUCUAAGCGCCAAGGUGUUUGUAGACAAGGUCACUGGUAUAAGCAAAUGUUUCGGAUUCAUUAGUUAUGACUCACAAGAGGCUGCUCAGAAGGCUAUUAACACAAUGAACGGUCGCCAGUUAAGCGGUAAGAAAUUGAAAGUCCAGCUUAAGAGAGAGCAGCAGCAACAACAGAGUAACAAACCGUUAUUAAACGGUUUAUUAAACGCGUAAAAACCACUGACUUGUCUUCAUCGUUAAGACUUUGCGGGGCAGUUUAACGGCAAAUCAGUCCGGUUAAUUUAGACAUUAAGAUGGAUCUUGAUUGGGGUGGAUGGAACUCAAGUACAAACAUUGUUGGCCGUUAUUAACAUUUGACAAUCCAAGUCUCUCAUAUGGUUCAGAAAUUAUUCUCCGCUCACUCAGAAAAGCUGUAUCUUCCUGCAAAAGGAUUCUCCUCCACACUCACUUUUUUUUUUCCUCUAAAAUUUGCUUCAUUACAAUCUGUAAUUUAUGUCAUUGAAAAUUCCAUGUAUAAACUGUUACGAUUAUUAACCACUUUAAAUUCAUUUAUUUUUGAAAAUA
This is a messenger RNA of Camelina sativa (false flax), 3069 nucleotides long. RefSeq names its product RNA-binding protein BRN2. The record is from RefSeq and is a predicted model, not a curated record. Gene Ontology annotation, cellular component: ribonucleoprotein complex. NCBI's taxonomy places the organism in Eukaryota, Viridiplantae, Streptophyta, Magnoliopsida, Brassicales, Brassicaceae. Gene Ontology annotation, molecular function: RNA binding.